Anolis carolinensis (green anole) is the source of this 3103-nucleotide messenger RNA. RefSeq names its product BRICHOS domain containing 5 (gene bricd5). NCBI's taxonomy places the organism in Eukaryota, Metazoa, Chordata, Lepidosauria, Squamata, Anolidae. Bases 2254 to 2934 code for a protein of 226 amino acids. Gene Ontology annotation, biological process: regulation of cell population proliferation. The record is from RefSeq and is a predicted model, not a curated record. The transcript has 6 exons.
UGGGUUUUUCCACUUGCCAGGUUUCUUUAGUGAAAUAUUUUAUUAGAAAAACACUUCAGUAAAAUGCUAUGCUAUAUUCAAACAAAUUCAGUGGCUUUUGUUGUCAGAGUGUUGUAAGUGUUCAUCCUGCUGACCAGAUAUGGUAAGGCUGACUUGUGAUGGUUUUAAAUAAUGAUUUUAAUGUGAAGCUAACUGAUUUUAGUGUUUAUGUUUAUUUAUGAUUUAUUUUAUGUUCUGGCAUUGAAUGUUUGCCAUAUAUUGAAUGUUUGCCUAGUUUAUCCAUGCCUCACAACCUCUGAGGAUGCCUACCAUAGAUGUGGGCGAAACGUCAGGAGAGAAUACUUCUGGAACAUGGCCACACAGCCCAAAAGACACACAACAACCCUUUGCCACAUAUAUUUUGUGCUCCUCCCUGAGUCCCCUUCGGGGUGAGAAGGGCAGAAUAUAAUUGUUUUAAAUAAAUAAAUAAGUGUUAUUACAUUGGGUGAGUUAGUACCCCUUCAUCAUUUAAUGGGUUAUGAUGCUAAAAAGACCAAAACUACUUAACUUCAGGCUAAUCACAAAGGAGUAGGGGAUAUAUUACAUUUGCAGAGAAAUCUGUACUUAAACUUGUUGAGUGCUUUUGAAAACCUUUUCAACUCUUUAAACCUGCUUGCUGCUUUCCUUAAAGCAUCUAACCAUUCUAAUCAUCUAAAUGUUCAUUACCAAUAAUGAAACUGACACUGUUUUUCUCUUUAUUCUUGAGGGGCAUGAAAAGGACAGUUGAGCCAUAGUAGAGCUAAAGCAGGAUGGAUGUCUGCCAGGAGGAAAUGAGCCCAGGUUUAACCUUUGAGGCAUGAAGCACACAGUAUGCUCACUUGAAUUCUAAAGUCUGGGAAUGUGGCAUAAAAGCAUUCCUCUCUCUCUUGCCUCCCUUACACCUCUUUUUUUCUCUCUUUCACUCAAGGAGGCACUGUGAUCUUUUGCCAGACAAAAUAGCUUAGAAUCAAAAGAUGGCAGGUGCGCUUCAAGCAAGGAAGGGAAUUCAUGCUGACAAGCUGACAUCUUUGUCUUGCCCCAUAUCUUGGGAAAAAGCAUAAUUCAGAAAUUCCUUUGGGCCAUUUCAAAUACUAUGGGAGUCUUACAUCAGACAUAUUUUAAUGAUAUGUCAAAGUCCUCACCACAGCUUUCUGAUUUUUUUUUCCCCUGAAGGCUUACUGCUCCGUAGCUACAUUCUUACUACUCUUUUGACUUGUCUGUUCAAUGUGGCUACAAGUUUUUGGAGUAAACAUCCCAGACUUUAACUGGCUGUCCUAUUCAACUGACCAAAGUGACUCAGCUCGUUGCAUUGGAUUUUCUUUUAAAAAGAAAACCUGUCAGUAUUGGUUCUUCCACUUUAAUUGCCAGGGAGCAGAUAGUACUCUUUUCUUCUGUGACUUUGCUCUGGCAUUCUUUAUAUCAAGUAGAGUUGACAGUGUCCAGCAGAAAUUGAAUUAAUGAGACUGUUGGAGCCUGGAGCUUUCACAAUACUGAUGGGUGCUAAGCAAAUAUAGAUUCUGUUAGAUGGGCUUUUUCAUUUUGUAAAGCCAUCUCUUCUCUUUCUAUCUGUCUUGGGAGAAAAGGGAAGGAAGGAAGUCAUUUUCACAAACCUUUAAGCUGAAUCUUGGCUUCUCAAAAAUGGCAGCUAACUUUACUGACAGCUUGUAAUGUGAAACAUAUAUAUCUAGGUUUGGAUAACCCAUUCACCUUGACAUUACUAUUUACUUUGGAGAGCUGCAGUCUAAUGUAGUGAAAAAACACUAGAUGUUUAAGUUCGUACUUUGGAAGCAAGACCAAUAAAUGAUAUUGGAGUGAAUAUUCCUGUAACGGUUGCUAACAUCUCACCUGUCCAGAGGGUUGGGGGGCAAGCCACUUUUUCUUGUUCUACAUCUAUGGAGGUAUUUAGGGUGUGUGCCAGCAGGCUAAGACCUUACACAAAGCCCCUGUUUGUGUUCCUCAUGAAUGCUCUGUCUGUCUGGGAAGGAAGGGCAAGGAACCCAUCAUCGUGCCCAAGACAACAUCUCUCUGCAGUCCCGCUCCCUGCCCCCCUGCUGCGGGGAUCUAGAAUUUCACUUCCACGUGUCUCUCUCCAAACUGAGGUGCCUAGGUGUGCCUCUUUUACCUGGCCUUUGUGGGAAGAUUAUCAUGUUUCCAGCCAGAUUUGGAGGGCUCUGAUGAUGCACAACUCCUGCAUUGUCAGAAGACAGAGUUGGAGAAGUCAGGGCUGCAGCGGGAAUGGAGGAGCAGGCCGGGGCCCCCACCACCCUCUCACCAGAGAGGGUUCCCCCAACAGAAUCCAAAGCCCCUUCCAGAAUAUUCUGGGUCAUCCUUUCUGUCAUUCUGGUCUGCGGAUUGGUCUGCAUCACUGUAGCAGCAGCUCUCAGCUUGACCCAAACUUCGCCCAAGCCCCUUGUGCAGGUGGUCCGGCUAAACUUUCAGAACCAACCUGGGUCCCAGAUGAACCAGUCGGCCAUCAUCAAUAAGUUCAAGGAUACAGUGACUUACUGUGUGACCUCCCCAAGCAACCAGACUUCGACGGUCUUGUUUGACCGCAAGAACGGCUACGUCUGCUACAAGCCCAUGGGGCAACACAGCUGCUACCUGCGGAUGAUGGAUGCCUGGGACCGAGAGACCGUGCAGAUGUCCUUCAACAUGUCUGAGCGCAGGGUGGACCAGGUGCCCCUUCCCAACGGGAGGACCCAGUACUACCGGGAGUUCCUGGAGGUCGUGCCAGGGAAGCCAGUGCGACCAGAGGAGGCCGGGGAGGCUGUCCGAGCCCUAUGCGAGCAGGCCCCCAUCUACUGGGUCAAGAGGAAAGAGGGCCCUCCCAAGCAGCGGCUGAUCUACCUGUGUAUCGACAUCUGCUUCCCAAGCAACAUCUGUGUCUCCAUCUGUUUCUACUACCUUCCUGAGUGACCCUCCCAGGAGUCUGGCCUCUCUUUGCCCCUGCUCUUUUACACUUGAAAAACCCUCUCUCUGCCUAUUUUAUGAUCCAGUCCGGGCUUGAGCUGGAAGAGCAAUGGCACACACAAACAGCUGUGUUGUAUUGCAAUCUUUAUCAGUAUAUACGUUUUAUUUACAAGAA